AUGGAGAAGGUGCUGAGCCUGGUUGAGGGCCUCAAUGCACGUGCUCAGGAGAUUUUCGACCGCCUGGAUGCCACAUGCGAUCACAUGGACACCCGACUGUCGGGCUUGGAGGGCCGGCUCUCACAUGCCGCCGAGCGAAUCGAGCGUGCCCGUGGCAGCACAGCAGCCCUAAAGGUGCAGAGCGCUCGGACCUUCCAAGGGCGUGGCGAACCAAGCCUGCAUGCAGCUCGGCGGGUGCUGGACGAGAACCUCCUCAUCUCCCUGCACUCCGCAACACCCCUCCCUGAGCUCCCUGAGGACCGAGAUCAGCCAGUGUCCGCCACAGCGGCAGCCGAAGACUUGGCUCGGGUGUACAAGUGUGUGAACCGCCACCGAAGCCUUGGGGCUCCUCAGGCAAGGGUCCAGGAGAAGCUACUGCCUGCCGAUCGCUUAAGCUCCGUCUCCGAGCUCUUCCUCUUGAACUCCUCAGAGCAGCCUUACAAGGUAAGACACGAGGUGGACAACUUGGCGGAGCCUGAGGACGAGGCCUUCUACCACGGUCAGCGUGAGGGUCGCGAGGGGCCCAAAGCCUCGGUAGAGCAGGUGGAUGACGUGGACUUGGAAGAGGACGAGCCGUUGAGGGAGCAUGAAGACUUGCGCUUCCGACCGCGGCCCGCCGCAGAAGUGACCUUCGACCUACCAGACGUGCUGCCGGACCUUGGGCACGUAGCCCACAUCGUCUGGCGCGAGGGCGAGCACUCCAGCGAGACCGCGCGGCCUGCAUGGGAUGCUCCUCCUCCUGAGCUGGGCCGCGCCUCUGUGGUUGCUCAGAAACCACGGCCACCCCCACCAGCACCCAGGCGCGCACCCCCAGCAGCACCAGUCAAGCCCAUCAUUGCACCCCAGCCGCUGCUCGCCCCCAGUGCGGCGCCUGCUGCCCCAAAGCCCCAGGUGCCCCAGGCAGCACCUCGCACUGCGCCUCCGUCGCAACCCACACCUGCACAGCCGGCACCGGCACAGACACCGCAGCCGUCCGCGACACCAGCUCCGGCGCCACCGAAGCCUGCUGCCAAAGGAAAGGGCCCAAAGGGCAAGGGCAAAGGAAAGGGACCGCCAGCGCCACCUCCACCGCCCGCGAAAAAAGCCCCGGCUGCUAAAGCACCAACACAGACAAAACAGGCGGCCGUGGGAAAAUCAGCCAUGUUCGCAGACAUCCGUGCUGGUGCAAAGCUGCGCAAAGUCGCGCCACCGAAGGAACGCUCCGGCGCAGCAGUUGGCCGCGUCGUCUAG
Symbiodinium natans is the source of this 1269-nucleotide messenger RNA. The record is from the annotation of a GenBank genome assembly. Lineage: Eukaryota; Dinophyceae; Suessiales; Symbiodiniaceae.